AACUCUCAUCCUCUGGUCAAGUUAAAGUAAAUAAGACAACAGUUGUUCUUGCGCAUCCGAUUGAGGAUUUUGGCGCAGGCGGGCAACUGCUAUCCUCGCAGUGGCGGUUUCGAAUAAUCUGAUCACAACAGAAUUAAAAUGGGGAACGAAGAAACUACGUGGAAACGCUGAACUAGACUUGACGUGGAGAGUGUGUAUGUGCACUGCAAUGAGCGUCAUGCGGCACCUUUCAGUUUCCCACCUCAUUCACCAGACAUGAUUCCGAAGACUCCGUUACGGCACCUGUUAUUCGCGUUAGGGUUUCUGCUUUGCACCACAAUCCCCUCCGUUCGCGGCGAAUCGUCAACGUGCUUGACGGUCUACAACAACGGCGGUGCUCCGGCAGUGUUCCAAUCCCCAAAAUGCCCCCGCUGGAAGCUCUCCGAUUACGAUUCCCCUCCCCAAACAACCGCGCGUUGCCAGACCUCCAUGCUCCAGGGUCGCAGAAGCUCACAAGAGGAUCGCGCUCUCUGCGUUCUCGAUCUUCACAUUCCCUUCCCUGGUGCGAACGGGAUCAAGGAUGUUGCGGUCGGGAUUAUGGCCGUUUUCGACGGUCAUAACGGCGCAGAAGCUAGUGAGAUGGCGUCGAAGCUCUUGGUGGAGUAUUUCGUUCUGCAUACUUAUUUUCUUCUCGAUGCCGCCUUUUCUGUUAUUUCAAAGACGUCGACGGAAUCAUUGCUUCACAAGAGUGGCCGUGAUCAUGUAAACCUGCUGCUUAGAUGGAAAGAGACUCUAGGUUGGGAAUGGCAUGAACUGCAUUUUGAAAGGUUUCAGAAUACAUUUUCUCCAAAUUUUGAUGAUUCUUUUCACUUGGAAAUUUUGAAGGAAGCAUUGUUGAGAGCAGUCCAUGACAUUGAUGCUAAAUUUUCUGAGGAAGCUUCUAGAAAUAAUCUUCGCUCUGGAUCUACAGCAACCAUAGUUUUGGUAGCAGAUGAUAAAAUUUUGGUUGCCAAUAUUGGAGACUCUAAGGCCAUCUUGUGCUCUGAAAAUUUUCAGUCUCCUAGAGAGGCUAAAGACUCAUUAUUAAAGAUAUAUAGGCAGAAAGAGCAUGAUGGUUCUGUUUCUGUGUGGGAUCGUGAAAAGUACAGAUUGGCUUCCUCCCAUGGUCUCACUCAUUUUGCAGUGAAGGAAUUGACCAGUGAUCAUCAUCCAGACAGAGAUGAUGAACGAAUUCGGGUGGAAACAGCUGGUGGUCAAGUUCAAAAUUGGGGUGGUGUCCCUCGCAUAAAUGGUCAGCUGGCUAUUACACGGGCUAUUGGUGAUGUACCAUUUAAAAGUUAUGGUGUUAUAUCUGCACCGGAAGUGACUGAUUGGCAGCCUCUGACUGCUAAUGAUAGCUAUUUGGUGGUUGCAUCUGAUGGUGUAUUUGAGAAGAUGAGCGUGCAGGAUGUCUGUGAUUUGUUGUGGGAAGUACACCGUUUCAGUAACAUGAGAUCAGAGUGUACCCCUUCAUCUUCCUAUUCAUUGGCAGAUUUAAUUGUUAAUACUGCCUUCAAAAAGGGCAGUAUGGACAACGUGGCAGCAGUUGUCAUUCCUCUGGAGUCUGCCAAAUCUUCUACAAACACGCUCAGGAGAAGCUAUAACGGAAAGAGGGAUGCCAGUGUCCAAUCAUUUGGUCUGCAGGAAAUUGCAUCCGGAAGCUCAGUUAAUGACUUUGCUUCUGAUCUUAUGCAAUUGGAUCACCCUCAUCUGGUAGAUACCAAGCUUAAGCGAAUAUUGGUUGAAGUAAAAGAUGGAGAUUUUGGAUGUUUUUAUUUAUCUGAAAAUCUUGAUGAACCAGAAGCCUCCAAGCAGAUUGCCAAAAAAACUGACUGGGAAGACUAUUUGUAUGAACUACCUCAGCCUCUACCAGAUGUCCAUCAACAAAUCACUUCAGGUGGUCAUGUAAAUUUAUACAAUAACCAAAACUUUUGCUUUCACCUUGGUCCAACUGUUAAUGAAGCUGAAGACCAGUGCAUAAAUCCUGAAGGCUUUGCCAGUUUCAUUGGUCUUCUUGAAUCAAUUCCUUUGCAUGAUACUGGCUCCAGUAAUGGGUCUUCUGAUUAUUCAAUGCCUGAUUUAAGGUAUGUGUUGAAGAAGAGUUUUGGACGUGGAUCAUAUGGUGAAGUAUGGUUGGCUUUUCAUUGGAAUUGUAAUCAGGAUAGUAAUUCUUCAAAAAUGAGCAAGGAUGACAAAAAUACAACCAGUAGCUCAACUGCUUCUGAUUGUCAGGAUGGUCCUUCUAACUACACCCUGUACAUUUUGAAACGUAUAAUGGUAGAGAAGGGGUCUGCUGUUUACUUAAGUGGGCUGAGGGAGAAAUACUUUGGAGAAAUUUUCUUAAAUGCCUCUACAUUCUUUGAAGAUCCACUAUCAGCUGGAAAAUCAAACCGUGUCUUGGAAACAUCACAAUUUGGUCCUGAGAAUUCAUUUCCAAACAAAUUUCGGCUACAAAGAACCACAUAUGAAGAUGGUUUGAACCAUAUUGCGAGAUAUGUGGAGUCUUUUGAGUCUCAAGCCAAUGAAAUAUGGCUUGUAUUUAGUUAUGAAGGUGUAUCAUUGUCAAAACUUCUAUAUGCUGUGGAAGAUUCAUAUGGUACUGCCGAGAAAGAAAGACUUGAGCAAGGUAAACAUGUUCAGAUACUACGUCCAUCAAAGUGGUGGCAUUGGUUGAAAACAACAGAAGAAGGGCAAGCGGAAAUGCGCAACCUUAUCUGGCAGCUGUUAUUAGCUCUCAAGUCCUGUCAUGAUCGCAACAUCACACAUAGAGAUAUUAAACCUGAGAAUAUGGUGAUAUGCUUUGAAGAUCAGGAGACAGGGAGAUGCUUGAAAGAGAUUCCCACUAAAGUUAAUAAUUUUUCCACCAAAAUGCGUAUUAUUGACUUUGGAAGUGGAAUUGAUGAAUUCACAUUAAAGCAUUUAUAUGGUUCCACUGGGCCUUCUAGAGCUGAACAAACCUAUGAGUAUACGCCUCCUGAAGCUUUGCUAAAUGCUACAUGGUAUCAAGGGCCAACAAGCUCCACAAUGAAAUAUGACAUGUGGAGCGUUGGUGUUGUGAUGCUAGAGUUGGUCUUAGGGACACCAAAUGUUUUCCAGAUAAAUGCUUUAACACGUGCUCUUUUAGACAAACAACUAGAAGGAUGGAAUGAGGGCGUGAAAGAGCUGGCAUACAAACUUAGAGCAUUCAUGGAAUUGUGCAUUUUGAUCCCUGGGAUCUCCCGGUCCAGCAGUUCAUCAAAAGUCAACCAAGUUGGGGGUUCACCUGCAUCUUGGAAAUGCUCUGAAGAAUUCUUUUCUCGUCAAAUUAAGAAUCGAGAUCCCCUAAAAAUAGGACUUGCAGUUUUUCAAACAUCUGGGCUUUACGAUUAGUGCGCCAUCUGUUACAUUGGGAUCCAGAGGAUCGGCCAAGUAUUGAUGAGGCUCUGCAACAUCCUUAUUUCCAGCAUCCCCCGAGAGAAUGAUUUUAUACAACAUAAUGACAGUGUCUUCCCCAUCGAUUUAUUCAUUCGCAGGACAUUGAAAAACGCUGAAAAUCUAGCGGGUAGCAUCAACAUCGUCUGUAAUUUGCUUGGAAGCUGGACUAAAGAUGAAUUUCAUUAAAGAUGAAUUUUAAUGAAAUUAUUACACAGAUAGAUCGAUACUGCCUCUGCUUCGAACAGUGUUUACGGCACAUUCGGCCAAAAGUAACGAGGAUGAGCCCAGAUGGGGAUGCCAUAUCACGCACAGAUGCCUUCAGUUGUCAAGCUUUUGAAAUUUUUUUGGGAAUGAAGGACCAAAAUAUAAAGCAUUUGUGCAGAGAGAAUACGGCUUGGUGAAAAAUCUAACAUCAAUUCACGUCAUACGCAUUUGGUUUUAAGUAUCCAAUACAGUACAAUACUUGUAUUUUUAUUAUUAUUAAGGUACAGAUAUGACAAUAUAUAUUAAAUAAAAAUUUCCUUGUAUAUCCAUGCACCAAAAAAAAAUAGAUUAUUAAGAGUUGUGACCACCUUACCAAGUAUACCGGUCUUGUAAUCUUAAGUUCACACUGCAACACCUCCACUCUGCCAUUUUCCCCCACGCUUAUCAUCAAUGGUUGCCAUGGUAAUAGUUUAUUUGCUUAAUUGGUAAGAAUGACAAUAUGCUAUUUCAAGUUAUAAUUCUGAGGAAUGAGAUUGUAAAUGCU
Cajanus cajan (pigeon pea) is the source of this 4180-nucleotide messenger RNA. Lineage: Eukaryota; Viridiplantae; Streptophyta; Magnoliopsida; Fabales; Fabaceae. The record is from RefSeq and is a predicted model, not a curated record.